CGCUGAGGAGAGGGAGGAGUCCGACUGGUGGAAACACGUGACCCGGGCCUGCAGCCGGAAGCUACCUGUCUCGUAGGCAGCUCCUCAGGCACCUUAAGGCUGCGAUGACUUCGGCGCUGACCCAGGGGCUGGAGCGGAUCCCAGACCAGCUCGGCUACCUGGUGCUGAGCGAAGGCGCGGUGCUGGCGUCGUCCGGGGACCUGGAGAAUGACGAGCAGGCAGCCAGUGCCAUCUCCGAGCUGGUCAGCACGGCCUGCGGUUUCCGGCUGCACCAUGGCACGAACGUCCCCUUCAAGCGCCUGUCCGGUGUGUCUCCCCUCCAGUGGUCUUUGGAGAGCACACGCUGCUGGUGACUGUGUCGGGACAGAGGGUGUUUGUGGUGAAGAGGCAGAACCGAGGCCGGGAGCCCAUUGACGUCUGAGCCUGCCCGAGGGUGAGGGGCAGAGCAGUGGAUGUGGGGCCGGGGGCCUCUGACGAGGAAGACACACGUCCUCCGCCUCUUUCUUGGCUUGCUGCUAGAACUAAGGUCUUCCGCUCUCCCACCGUCCCACCCCUGUGGAAAGGCAGAGGCUUGGAGACUGCUGUGUUUUGGAGAAUGGAGGCAAGGGGACCUCUGUCGUCCUUCCCUCCCUCCCAAUAAACUUGCGGCUGAUGUUCCUGGG
Lepus europaeus (European hare) is the source of this 662-nucleotide messenger RNA. RefSeq names its product late endosomal/lysosomal adaptor, MAPK and MTOR activator 4 (gene LAMTOR4). The record is from RefSeq and is a predicted model, not a curated record. Gene Ontology annotation, molecular function: guanyl-nucleotide exchange factor activity. Lineage: Eukaryota; Metazoa; Chordata; Mammalia; Lagomorpha; Leporidae. Gene Ontology annotation, cellular component: lysosome; Ragulator complex. Gene Ontology annotation, biological process: positive regulation of TOR signaling; cellular response to amino acid stimulus. The coding region runs from base 105 to 353 and encodes 82 amino acids. The transcript is spliced from 4 exons.